Messenger RNA from Penicillium paradoxum, 345 nucleotides. RefSeq names its product ubiquitin-related modifier 1. Gene Ontology annotation, biological process: tRNA thio-modification; protein urmylation. The record is from RefSeq and is a predicted model, not a curated record. Bases 1 to 345 code for a protein of 114 amino acids. Gene Ontology annotation, molecular function: protein tag activity. The transcript is spliced from 3 exons. Gene Ontology annotation, cellular component: nucleus; cytoplasm. NCBI's taxonomy places the organism in Eukaryota, Fungi, Ascomycota, Eurotiomycetes, Eurotiales, Aspergillaceae.
AUGGCUGAAUCUUCAACCGCGGGCCAGGGAGGAUUCCCCAUUCCUAUCACGGUCGAGUUUACUGGUGGCUUAGAAUUGUUAUUCGGAAAUGAGCGCAGGCACAAGGUUGUUUUGCCUGCUAAGCUAGAGGAUGGCAGCAGGCCAAACAUCUCAUACUUGCUCAAAUACCUUGUCGACAACCUCAUGAAGGAUCAAAGAAAAGACAUGUUCAUCAUGGAGGACAAUGUACGACCCGGCAUCCUCGUUCUCAUUAAUGAUGCCGAUUGGGAACUUGAAGGCGAAGAAACAUAUGAGCUUGAACAGGGAGAUAACAUUGUCUUCGUCUCAACUCUACAUGGCGGUUAA